GACGGAUGACACCGGAGCCGGCCACUGGACGAGCGCGUCUUCCAUGACGCAACACCACUAAGGAUUCACUCCCCGCCUCUCGCUGACCUGCUACUCUGCCUGUCUCCCGCUCCUUCCCCUCCCUGACGGUGUGGCGCGGCGUGUUGCCCCGGGUCAGCGGCAGCAGCGGUAGGAGGAGGCAUUAACAACGGUGGCUGCAGCAGCAGCAGCAGCAGGGCAUCGCAGUAGGAGGCAGCGGCAGCGGCAACAUGAGUGACAUCGAGAGCGAGAGCGGCGAGGCCCGGCGGCGUCUGCGGUCACUGGCGCGGGAUCAGUUCGUGCUGACGGGCAACCCCAACCUGCUGGGGCUGCCAUACUACACCCACCUGGACGGCCUGGCGGGGCGCGACGACGACAACGAGUCACUGCUAGACUCGGCACAGUUCCUCGGCCACUACGAUGACUCCGACACCGGGUCCGGGUCGGAGCUCACGCGUCGCGCCCCGUCCCGCUACGGCACCUGGAAGUCUGUGGAGGACGGCAUCACGCUAACCUGGCGGGACAUGAGCGUGUACGUGCCGCAGAAGAAGACGUGGUACAAGGCGUCGGGGGGACACAAACCCUUCAAGCUGGUGCUCAACUCAGUGUCCGGUGCGGUUCGUCCAGGUAGUCUAGUGGCCCUAAUGGGUGCCAGCGGGGCGGGCAAGUCCACCCUGAUGAACGCGCUGGCGCACCGCACGCCGGGCGAGGUCAUGGUGGACGGAGACAUACUGGUGAACGGCCACCGCGCCAACAGGAGCAUGAACGCCCUCUCCGGCUACGUUCACCAGGAUGACCUCUUCGUGGCCUCUCUCACCGUGAAGGAACACCUCACGUUCAUGGCGCGGCUUCGCAUGGACGUCCGCACCACCGCCAACGAGCGACGGGGGCGGGUACACGAGCUGCUGAAGGAGUUGGGUCUGACGAAGGUGCAGCACUCACGCAUCGGGGCGCCAGGCCUGGAAAAGUCCCUCUCUGGCGGCGAAAGAAAGAGACUGGCCUUUGCUACCGAGAUCCUGACUGACCCGCCGCUCCUGUUCUGCGACGAGCCAACGACCGGCCUGGAUUCGUUCAACGCGCGAAAGCUGGUUAAGAUGAUGAAGGAGAUGGCAGCGCGCGGCAAGACCAUCCUCUGCACCAUCCACCAGCCCUCCACCGAAGUGUUCCUCAUGUUCGACAAGCUCAUGCUGCUCGCGGAGGGUCGCCUGGCUUACAUCGGCUCGUCUAAUGGCGCUCUGGAGUUCCUUGACGGGCUAGGCCACAAGUGCCCGUCCACCUUCAACCCGGCGGACUUCUACAUCCACACGUUGGCGGUGCAGCCGGGACACGAACUGCGGUCACGCGAGAGGAUCAAGCGCAUCUGUGACAACUUCGCCGUCUCCCCCUACGCUAAGGACGUGGAGCUCAUCAUCCAGCACCAGGACAACAAGUUCCAGCAGUACGCGGACAUGCAGAAGUCAUAUGAUGGAGCGUACAACUGCGCGGCCAGCAGCAGCACCAACAGCAGCAGCAGCACGAAUGAAUCCAUUGUACAGAUCGUGAAGCACAUCCCGAAGCUGCCGGGGUGGUGGAUACAGCUGUACUGGCUCUGGUGGCGCGCCGUCAUCGACUCCUACAGGAAUCCGGCAGUUCACGGCAUUAGGAUCCUGCAGAAGUUUGUCAUGGCUCUCCUGAUCGGCAUGUGUUACUCGGGCGUGGAGAUCAACCAGCGCGGGAUCCAGGACAUCGAGGGAGUCCUGUUCAUCUACAUCACCGAGAACACCUUCCCGUCCGUCUACGCGGUGCUCAACGUCUUCCCGCUCGAACUCCCGCUCUUCCUUCGCGAGUACAAAAACGGAAUCUAUCGCUGUGACACAUAUUACAUAGCGAAGAUGGCGGCCCUGAUGCCCGGCUUCUUCCUCGACCCCAUGAUCUUCGUGUGCAUCUGCUACUGGCUGGUGGGGCUGCGGCCGCGCCUCUACACCUUCCUCAUGACCAUCGUGGUGCUCAUCUUCACCACCAACACCGCCUCCUCCUGUGGCGCCAUGUUCUCGGCCAUGUUCGAGUCUCUGCCCUACGCCAUGGUGAUGCUGGUGCCGUUCCUCAUGAUGCUGCUUAUCACCGGGGGCCUCAUGGUCAACCUCGGGUCCCUCUCGCCGUACAUCGGGUGGGUGAAGUAUUUAUCGUGGUUCAUGUACAGCAACGAGGCCCUGACGACGCUGCAGUGGGAGGGCGUCAAGAACAUCACGUGCGAGACGGGUCCCAACGUGCCCUGCCUGAAGGAGGGCGACGCCGUGAUCCACCGCUUCACCUUCAGCGAGUCCCACCUGCCGCUCGACCUGAUCUGCAUGGCGAUCCUCUACCUCACCUUCCACAGCAUCGGCUUCUGCGGCCUCCUCUCCCGCGCCCGAAGGAAGUGAUAAGGGGGAGGAUGAGGAGAAGGAGGAGGAGAAGGAGGAUAGUCAUAAAAAGAGGAGGAGGAGGAAAAAGAUGGCCAUUAAAAGAGAAGAAGGAGGAGAAAGAAGAUAUCAUAAAAAGAGGAGCAGGAGAAGAAGGGUGAUAAAAAGAGGAGGAAAAGGAGGAGGAGGAGGAGAGUGAUAAAAAGAGGAGAAGGAGAAGGAUAGUGAUAAAAAGAGAAGGAGGAGGAGGAGGAGAGUGUAUAAAGAAGAGGAUAAUAAAGAAAUCCAAAACAGGGAAGACAAGAAUAGAAGGAGGAGAAGGAUUAAAAAGACACGAAUUAAGAUUAAGGAGAAAAAGAAGAAGAGACAACAGGGGAAAGAGGAGGAGGAGCAGGAAGGAAGACUUGUAGGAGGAAAAGUAGCUCAGAAACAGGAAGGGGAGAAGGAUGGAGGAGAAGGAAGAACGUAGGAGAGGUAACAGGAUAUGAAGGAUUAGAAUGACAUCAGAAAGAGGAGGAGGAGGAGGAGCACAGUAAAAGAACCUCAAAACAACAAGAAACCAAGAGGAUGCAGAGGAGUAAUGUAAAGUAAGAGGAAGACUGAUACAACUCGAGAUUAGAAACAAGAGGAAAACAUAAGUACCAGACUGGGUAAAAAUCGAAUUAAAAUGAUGAUUGUAUUGACACCCAUUCUCCUUUCCCUAUUGAAGACGAACAGAACCCAUGAACAAACCGGGACUUUAAAAAGAAAACAAAAGAAGAUCGCACGAAGACAAGAGGAAGAAGACAGCAGAAGAAAGACAGAAUAGGACAUAAGGACACCAGGAAAAAGAGGAGGAUAAGAAGAAAAGAAGGAAAAGACAUUAUGGCACAGAAGGAAAGGCAGGGAGAAGAGGGAGGAGGAGGAGGAGAAGGAGAAGGAAAGGAGAUGAAGAAUAAGGAGGAAAAGACGAAGAGUAAUGAAUAUGAAGUUCCUCUGACACACACACUUACAAACACACUCACACUCACACUCACACACACACACACACACACACACACACACACACACACACAAAUAUAACAUCGUGUGCACAAUAACCUCGCGUGUAUUUGUUUUGACAAUAAAUAAAUAACAAUA
Messenger RNA from Eriocheir sinensis (Chinese mitten crab), 3515 nucleotides. RefSeq names its product protein scarlet-like. The record is from RefSeq and is a predicted model, not a curated record. Gene Ontology annotation, cellular component: plasma membrane. The transcript is spliced from 16 exons. Gene Ontology annotation, molecular function: ATP binding; ATP hydrolysis activity; ABC-type transporter activity. Bases 249 to 2417 code for a protein of 722 amino acids. Lineage: Eukaryota; Metazoa; Arthropoda; Malacostraca; Decapoda; Varunidae.